Molecule: messenger RNA, 837 nt
Organism: Phragmites australis (common reed)
Lineage: Eukaryota; Viridiplantae; Streptophyta; Magnoliopsida; Poales; Poaceae
Exons: 4
Coding region: 169-639 (156 amino acids)
Source: RefSeq, a predicted model, not a curated record
CUGCCCAGCCCACCUCCUCGCCUAAUAACUGCCCUCGGCCAGUCCACCCCUGCAAGGCCGGCGUCCAACUUCCCCACCCCCCUCCGCUGCGCACAUAGGGUUUCGCCCCAUGCGAUUGCUCCUCUUCAGUUGGCGUCGGCCGCCGGCCUCCUCAACAACUGCCCCCCCAUGUUAGUCCUGCCCUACGUAGACACCUGCAGUCAGUUGCCUACCACGACGCCCGCAGAUCUCGAGCGCGCCGUCCACCCUCUACAUCCUGUUUGCGCCCCCAUCAUCCUCCCAUGGGCCGUGAGCGUUGUGCUCCCUAGCGUGCUCCGCUCCUCUGAAAUCCCCUUCAGAUCCAGCUGCAGUGAGGAGGGGGCAGGCGGUGGCCAGAUCUGGAGGAGGCUGUCGCAUUCUCAUCGCGUCCGUGCAGCCAUCCCCUCCACUCAACGGCGCCCUGCUGCCUGUCCUCCAUCGCCCUCCCCUGGCCCCCGGCAUGUACCUCCCCUCGCAAUGCCUUCCUCCCUGAGGGCUUGUCAGUGCGAUUUCCGUACUCUUUUUUUUCCAGAGGGCACUAAACAUAUGGAAGCUACAGCCUGUACCAUACUGCUUUUGGAAGAGUGGCCACGUAUUGUAAACUACGGGGAACUCAGAUAAUUAGAUGAAUAAUUCAUGCACAGCUCAAGGAAGAGAUGAAAAUAGCAAUAUGAAGAAGUUACCAAUCUGAUGAAAUGAGAUGCAUUCUGAUUUGAGAGAGAAGCAGAUCAAACAUGUUAAUUUGAUUAUACUACAGUUGAGUUGUGUAGUAUUUGGUGCAUAGUUCGAGCUGAAGUGUGUAUUAAGAGGUUGCAUAUA